Linum tenue is the source of this 2178-nucleotide messenger RNA. The record is from the annotation of a GenBank genome assembly. Lineage: Eukaryota; Viridiplantae; Streptophyta; Magnoliopsida; Malpighiales; Linaceae.
GAAAUUCUUUUCGGAUUUCUUGUUUCCCUAUUUCCUCCGGUUUCCUCACUCGCACGUCGGGACAUUUUCUUGAUCUCUCGCAGUCGGCUCUUUCGAUUGGUAUGUUUUAUGUCAACAUAUGCUUGUAAUUGUCGCCACUUACUAGCUCUUUCUUGGAUGUAUUACUCUGGUUUGAUGAGUGAAUUUUGAAAUUGCGGUUUUCCUAACGUAGAGAGAGAGUGAGAGACAGCGAUUUGGAAACUGUCACCUUCUUGUUUGUUCGGAUCAAUGCCUGCUGUGUGGAAAUUUCUCGCUUCCUUGUCUGUUACUUGUCAUGUAAUAGUCUCUCUGCGCGUUUUUGACAAAAACUAUUGGGUUUCUUGUUGGGUUUGAUCUUUUGCUUGAAUUUUGAGAUUGCGCUCAAGUGGCGGUUUUAAGGUUCUAUUUCAGGUACUUGGGGGUAUUAUUUAUUCAAUUUAAUCGGUGUUUGGGAAUGGUCGAUUCUUUUCAUACUCGGGAGCUCUUUGUCUUGAUAAGAUUGGUGGGUACAGCUCAGAUAAGCGGUAGACUUGAGAUAUUAUAUAUAAGGUAUUCUUGAACUCUAAGAAUUAUUGCAAGUAACAGGAAGGGAAGGAAGAGGGCUUUCAUUCGGCUGCUAUAUAUCCCUCCUUGUUUAUGUUGCUAGGCCAAUCAUUCUCUUUUACAUCAUCCCACAUUUCUCUGUAGUCGACUCUGUAAGUUUCUCUAUUUUCUGUUGCCUGCAUCUUCAAUUCUAGGCAGCUCAGAAGGCUUCUGGGUAUUGGUUAAUUUGUAGAAAGAUAUGUUAAAUUCGUGUUCUUUACAUAUGUGAAUGGGGAUUGCAUGAUCUGGUAUUCUCUGGAUGUAAUAGCUCAAUGGCAACUGUCUGAUGUUUCUUCUUGAUCCUUUUUGACUGAAUUGUUUGGUGGUUCUGUGGUGAUUGUAGAGAAGAUGGGUAAUCUGUUUUGCUGUGUUCAAGUUGAUCAGUCCACUGUAGCUAUAAGGGAACAAUUCGGGAAGUUCGAUGAAGUUCUUGAGCCUGGAUGCCACUGUCUGCCCUGGUUCCUAGGAAAGCAGGUGGCUGGCUAUCUGUCUCUGAGAGUUCAGCAGCUGGAUGUUCGUUGUGAGACCAAGACAAAGGACAAUGUUUUUGUUACUGUUGUCGCGUCUAUUCAAUAUCGCGCACUGGCAGAGAGGGCGAACGAUGCGUUCUACAAGCUUAGCAACACUAGGGGCCAAAUCCAGGCCUAUGUUUUUGAUGUGAUUAGGGCAAGUGUCCCAAAACUCCUUCUGGAUGACACUUUUGAGCAGAAGAAUGACAUUGCCAAAACUGUGGAAAAUGAACUUGAAAAGGCCAUGUCUCACUAUGGGUAUGAGAUUGUGCAAACACUCAUUGUCGAUAUUGAACCAGAUGAGCAUGUAAAGAGGGCGAUGAACGAAAUUAAUGCUGCUGCAAGAAUGAGGGUGGCUGCUACUGAGAAGGCAGAGGCUGAAAAGAUUCUGCAGAUCAAGCGGGCUGAAGGUGAGGCUGAAUCGAAGUAUCUCUCGGGGUUGGGUAUCGCUCGCCAGAGGCAGGCAAUUGUGGAUGGAUUAAGGGACAGUGUAAUUGGCUUCUCUGAGAAUGUACCUGGUACAUCUGCCAAAGAUGUCAUGGACAUGGUCCUGGUGACACAGUACUUUGACACCAUGAAGGAAAUUGGUGCUGCCUCCAAAUCCUCAGCUGUCUUCAUCCCCCAUGGCCCUGGUGCAGUUCGUGAUGUUGCUUCUCAGAUUCGCGAUGGUCUUCUCCAAGCUAAUGUACAUUAGUAAAAUAAACCUCCAAUGCAUAUUCGUGGUUGUGGUUCUCUCUCACUUUGAACAAGAUGGUUAUGGAGGAAAAUAGUUGGUUAUGGUGUUUCUUUUUCUCCUUUUCACAUUAGAUAUGAAGUCUUAUGCUUAUUACCUGUAUAGCAUAUAUAUAGAACAACAAGCUACGUUUGAGAAUGAAUAUGAAUUUGUUUGUGUUUGAGGGAUAUUAGGAUUUCUGGUGGAAAAUAAUUGUAAUUCCUGCGUUAUAUCUUAUUGAUUCGAGAAAGAGAACAGCUUUGCGUUCUGCCAUUUGGGUUUUUGUACUAUUAGAGCACACUGAACAGCUGCUUCAAUUUUUCAACCUAUGAACGUUCCUCCGUUCAGCUCCAUUUU